Messenger RNA from Daphnia magna, 5332 nucleotides. Its product is annotated as sestrin-3. The record is from RefSeq and is a predicted model, not a curated record. Gene Ontology annotation, biological process: cellular response to L-leucine; cellular response to leucine starvation; positive regulation of macroautophagy. Gene Ontology annotation, molecular function: oxidoreductase activity, acting on peroxide as acceptor; L-leucine binding. The transcript is spliced from 9 exons. Gene Ontology annotation, cellular component: nucleus. NCBI's taxonomy places the organism in Eukaryota, Metazoa, Arthropoda, Branchiopoda, Diplostraca, Daphniidae. Bases 258 to 2012 code for a protein of 584 amino acids.
GUCUGCCUUUGUUCGGCUCAGUUGCUGGCCGACCCUCAUCCCGACAUGGUCGUAAUAAUUUCAAGUUGCUAAAGUUCUCUUUAUUCCCGUCACAACUUCUUUCAGUACACAUCCACAAGCAGCACAGCAUCUUUUUUUUAUUUUUUCCUUUUUUUAAUCACCUUAUUGGCUGUAAUUUUUGUUGCAUUGAACGAGCCAUUUUCAAAGAGGAAAGAAGUCAUUCCCUGAUCUAUCAUUCGUCGUCCAAAUUCGUCUGAAUGUAUUUGAAAGUGGAGAGUGUCAGUGCAGUGGAGAUCGCGUCAACAACAUCACGACUAUCGGGUGCUGUCAAUCCUUUGUCCACUUCAACGAGUCAACGUCAAGGAGUUACGAAAAUUCCUGUGCCGUUGCAGCAUCGACUGGGUGGCGGGGCGGCCGCUGCUGCUGCCGUUGCUGCCGCCGCCUCUGCCGCCACAGGAGCGUCAGCUUGCACUCCCGACGAGAUCUAUUGUUACACUCAGUCCAAUUCCAACAUCAAUCGGACGACGAGCCUCCCUUUCAAUCACCACCAUCAGCAGGAGCAAUAUCAAUACCAUCACUAUUACAACCAGGCAGCUGCUGCCACAGCAACAACGGCCGCUUUAAACAGAGGAUUUUCUCGAUUACAACCUCCUGCAGCACAACACCACUACAAUCCUGCAUCCGCAAUUGCCAAUUCGUCUCCCAUUAUGGGCAUACAUCACAUUGAUGCGACAGCUUUUGCUUCAACCGUCGAUGUACAACACGGGCCUGGUCGACCAGAUCGACUAGAACAGGUUAUGGGUUUACAUCCGCAAUAUAUGAAAAUAUUCAACAAGUCGCAAUCGUUCAUCAUGCGAGGUGACGGACCGUUACCCUACCCCUACCGCCAUUACAUCGCCAUUAUGGCUGCCGGCCGUCAUCAAUGUUCGUACCUGAUUCAACAGCAGGUGAGCGAGUUCUUGCAGCAGGGCGGAGACCAGCGCUGGCUCAAUGGUCUCCACGCUAUUCCUGCCAAACUGAGGGAUCUCUACGAAAUCAAUAAAAUCUUGGCUCAUCGACCUUGGCUCAUUACCAAACACCACAUUGAGAAAUUGACGAAAGGCAGCGACAGUUGGUCACUUGGAGAGCUUGUACACGCGCUCGUCAUCCUUUCUCACUAUCACGCCAUCUCGUCUUUCGUGUUCGGUGUCGGUAUCGGCGACGGCGAAGACGAACCGCCCUGCUGUUGCCCAUCGGUCGGUGUCGUCGUCGGUCAUAAGACGAGCGCUGGAUCGCCUACAACGGCCACUGCGACUGGUAACAGUGAUCACGAGGUGAUGGCUGGCGGUUUGGACGGUUUGAUGAAGAGGAUGAAGAAUUUAGCCGAACGUCGGCAAGAGUACAGCGCCGAAGAGCAGACGAAACGCUACGAACACGUCGAAAGUCAAAGCGCCGAAUUGGGUGUGGUCGGGUCGUCCGCCGCCGUCGAUGGUUUCUCAUCGAGUCGUCCCAAACCGGAAAUUAGUCAAUUCAUCGACGACCCCGAUUUCACUUAUCAGGACUUUGCUCGGCGCGGCUCAGUGAAUCUAAUUCCAACAUUUCGGAUUCAGGAUUAUUCCUGGGACGAUCACGCUUUCUCACUCGUCAACCGGUUGUACAACGAUGUUGGCAACUUGCUCGACGACAAGUUCCGGCUCAUGUACCAGUUGACGUACAAUUUUAUGGGCUCCAAGAGGGACGUUGAUACGUCACGCUUCCGCACGGCCAUUUGGAAUUAUAUUCAAUGCAUGUUUGGCAUCCGCCACGAUGAUUACGAUUACGGAGAAGUGAAUCAGGUACUGGAACGUUCAUUGAAGGCUUACAUCAAGGCUGUCGUUUGCUUUCCCGAACGAGUCACUAGAGAAAAUUACAACGGUGUUCUCAAAGAACUCCAUCAUUCGGAGAAGAUUCACGUCAAUUUGAUGCUUUUAGAAGCUCGCAUCCAAGCCGAGCUGCUCUACUCUCUGCGUGCUGUCAUGCGUUACAUGAUUUAAAACAAUUAAGAGGUUUUUUCUUUUUUAUUCGCUAAAAAAUCGAUUAGAAAGUGGCGUUUCUCGUUUUUACAGCAGUAGACUCCCAUCACCCAACAAAUCUUAUUUUUUAAAACUCAGACUAUUCUAUCCUCCCAUCUCUCUCUCUCUCCAUUAAAUUAAUUUUUAUCUGGCUUUUAAACAGUUCCUGGCAUUUUUUUUUUCUCUCUCUCUGUCUCUGUCUCUGUCUUUCUCUCUCAGUGAAUGUAGGGAAAAAGAGGAAGAAUUUUUAUCUUUUAGUUUUUUAAAGCAAAUCUUUAGAUUUAUCUCCACACACACACACACACCGGAUGUUAGAUGAUGAGACGAAAAUGCUUUAUACGAUAGGCGCGGUGUUUUCGAAGAGGGCACAGAAUUUGCCGCUCUGUUUGUGUUUUAAAAAAAAAUUUUAAAUUCAACAACAACAAAAUUUAUAAUUUUUUUUUUUUUUCUUUUCUUUGGAUAUGCCCCAUGUCUUUCAAAACUAGGGUGCGACAAUUUUAUCGCGUAUAUUUGAUAAAAUGUUGCACAUAACAAAUUCUCAAAACAAAAAAAAAGAAAUUUUUACAAGAAAUAAUUAUUCCCUUCAUUAUAAUGUCUCGCGCGCGCUAUAUUUGAUUCUUACUUUUUUCUUGUUGAAAAAAAAAAAAAUUUCUUCUCGUCUGUCUUUUGUUCUUUACGUGUAUAGAUGGACAAAUGAUUUGAUAGUUUUGUGAUUUCCGGCUCUCACGGGAAUGUUCAAAGGAAGGAUUGAUAAAAAAAUUCGUCACAAUCAUGGGGCGCAGUGGACGUUACCGAGUAACGCGUUUGUUUUUCAAAUGAAGAAAAAAGAAAAGCUUUGAUAGCCGUUUUACAAAAAAAAAAAAGAGCUGUGUGUGGAUAUAUGUAAAACCUUCUCUUUUCACUUUUUUUUUUUUUCUUUUUUUUUUUUUAAUUCUGUGAUCCAUGUCUUUUUGGUAGUGAUCUCUUAAUUCCCUAUAUAUCUUUCUCUCGAGUCUUAUCGGACCUUUGUUGGUACACCCACCCACCUUUCAUGGUCUUAAUUUUUUUUUUUUCUUCGUAAAAACGUCUAAAAUUCGGUCGGUGCGGAUUGAAGUGACCGGAUCAUUGUGUGAUGCGUUUUAAAGAAAAUGUCUUUUAGGUUAAACAUAAUUCAAGGUGCGCUGCUUUGUCGUUGCGUCCAAUAUCCUUUUAUUUUUGCUUUUUGGAUUUUUACAAUUGAACGAAGAAUUCUUUUUAAAACGAAAAUUUUUCUUUCAAUUUAGAAAAAAUCAUUUGAAAUACAGUCGUAAAAAAAAAUGGAAAUUUCUCGUCUCACCCCCCACCCACCCCCCUUCACAUAAUCCCUGUAUUAUUUGAUUUAUUAUAAAUUACAGAAAGAUAAAAAAGUCUGUAUUUGCUGAUAGGAAAUUGUGGAUGAUGAAAAAACACAAAAAAAAAACUUUAUAUGUUCGCCUUUGUCGUGUUUUCUUGUCGGACUGUCCCUCUCCCCGUGCUAUAUUACCCUCCUAUACCUCCCAAAAAUUUUGUGUGAAAAUUUCAGUGAUGAUACGGAUCAUUCGAUUAUUUUGAACGGAUUAAAACUAAAGUAUAAACAAAAAUCGAUAAUAAAAAGACUAAGAAAAAAUUGUUCACCAUGUUUUUUAUUUAUCGGAAACGGUAGUUAUUAAAACAAUAAUUUAAACAAUACGGGAAAUAAAUUCAACAAUAAAUUAUAUUCAAUUGAAAAUUCGAUUUUUUUUUUUUAACUAUAAUGACUAAUUUCUUUUUGGACACGGCGUCUGCGUGAUGACGUGUUGUUUGGGACCAAUUCCAUCCAUGUCGGCGCAAAUGUGAACAACUAUUCCAGGUUGAUUAUCCGUGGCUGGUAGCAGCUCAUGUUUGUCACCUGUGGAAAAAUUGUAGCAACUGCACAGCUCAAUAAUAUGGCUAAGACUUUGUGUCUCACCUGGGCCAAGUGAAGCGAUGGCAGAUAAAAGAUCAAAGUUGACCACUGGCCCUGACUCUGGCGCUGGAGCCCAGCCCACAGGAGGACUGGCAGGUGGAGAUAUGAGGAACUGUCUGACAGGUGGAGGGAUCUGAAGGAAUUGUUGGGAGUUCUUGUUGACAAGUGGAGGCUGCCCAAAAAAGCAAUUCAUGACACUAUCACCAAAAGGUGUUUGGUGUAGGUGAACCCUGGCUUUGGUGGCAAUACCGUUGGAAGAGAAAUCUACCCUUGCCCUGCGAAAACUACGCAAGUAGUGGAAAGUGGCUGAUUCAUCAAAAGUCCUGAACAGGGCCUCCAGCUCCGUCUGGAAGAAAAAGAAUCCACUUACUCUGAAAUCUGAAUGAGCUUUGACCGACACACUACCAGUAGGGCAUACAAACCUUGAGCUCCUGUUGGAAAAACAAUUCAUUGGGGAGAUUCGUCACAAUUAAAGAAGUAGGUUGCUGCUCGCCCUCUUUGGUUUCAUCUGUGAUCUCUUUCUUCUCAUCUUCUUGCUGGUUGUCUCUGGGUUCGACGUCGGCAACGCAAUUCGCAAUCAACUCAGCCAAUUGAUGUUCUCUUUCGUUGUUUGUUGUACCCGUUUGUUCGUUUAGACUCAGGGAUCUUAACUUCGCUUCCAGUUCAAAUUCGUCAGAAUCCAUGGCUAAGGAUAUUGCAAAACACUUUUCUUAUUACUUAACAGUAAUGAGACAUCUUAUUUUGACAGCCCAUUGUACUGCGUGACAAUGUUGCCUGACUGUUGACGCGCUUCAUAUUUAAAAUUUCCAUUAUUAUAAAAACUGAUCAAGAAAAAUUAAUUUUUACUUGAAAAAAAUCUUUCUACGGGAAUAAAAAAUAUGUAAACUUAUUUUUCCAUGCAAGUUGCAGGUGCAAUCCGGAACCGGCUUCCGGCUAUUUGUAUUGAUGUAACGUCUGGUAACGGACCUUAUUCAGGUACAACCAGCAGAAGUCUGCUAGAAAUUUCACUGAGGUAUCCCGUAUCCGAGGUUUCGCAUCCGAGUCUAGUCUAUUUAAAGUGUGGAUUCCAAGAAUCAAUAAUGGAAACGGAAAGCCACUCGACGUUUUUACUGGAAUUUCACACCGAAAAAAACAACUUUUCUAGUCCUGAUGAGUUGAUCGCACCAAUUAAGGAAUUACUGGAAAAGGAUAUCGGAGAAGUCAAAGAAGUUUAUAGAAGAUGUAGCGACGAAUCGGUGAAUGUCAUCCUGGAUUGUGACAUGAAAUCCAUUGUCACCCUACAGCUCAAAAGCUCUGGUCUUGUAUUGAUGAAUAUUGAUAUUGAUGGUCAACAUUCUUCUACAUUUAAUCAAGAAGUUGG